Arvicola amphibius (Eurasian water vole) is the source of this 2106-nucleotide messenger RNA. RefSeq names its product chromosome 1 C10orf90 homolog (gene C1H10orf90). Gene Ontology annotation, biological process: regulation of centriole replication. The coding region runs from base 1 to 2106 and encodes 701 amino acids. NCBI's taxonomy places the organism in Eukaryota, Metazoa, Chordata, Mammalia, Rodentia, Cricetidae. The transcript has 9 exons. Gene Ontology annotation, cellular component: centrosome; cytosol; centriole. The record is from RefSeq and is a predicted model, not a curated record.
AUGGCUUUGAAGCAUCAGUGGGACAUGAUCAAACUGUCUAGGGAAGGAUUACUGGACACGCGCUAUAGUACAAAUGAUCAAAUCGCCUUUAAAAUUCUCCAGGCUGAUGUUACAGAGAGGAAGUUGGACUUCGCCAAGGAGAUGUUGGCAUCACAAAACACAAAAAUGAUAUCACCUAUCAUUUCCCACCUGACUGAUGAGAGGAAGUCAAUGGAAAACGGAGCCCUGCUGCCUCUGCCACAAGCAAUCGCUCAACCUCAACUGUGUCCCCCAAAGCCAGCUUCGGCCAGGCACAGUGGAGUGAACACCUACAGGUCAUUUGCUCCAGACGGUUUGGGAAUUCUGACUCCAUCAGAUGAGCAAGGACUAGAGACAGAACCACUGUCCACAGGGGACAACCUGGGCAGAGGCCCCCACAGAGGGUUCUCAUCUAUCACCAUCACUGCACGACGCGUGGGCCCUCCGGCCAACUCCUUGGUAUGGGACACUGUUAGGGACUCACUAUGUCCCAAUUGCAGGGCCAAGGAUGCUUUGCUCCAAGAACCCCCAGCUCUGGCCAGUGGUACCCAUCUAUGUCAGCACAACGGAUCCUUCACCUGUACAGAGUUCCCCAGCAGUGGCUCUGUAGAGGGGAUGAAGGUGCCCCAGGCUCAUACGAGGCUGUGUGCAAGGCAGGAGUACUGGAUCACCCACAUGGGUGACAAAGAGGACAGUUUUUCUUCAGACAGUUCACCAUCAAGAAAAGUACCACUGGUGUUCAGUUCAUGUGUCCACCUCCGGGUGUCACAGCAGUGUCCCAAUGCCAUUUACUAUUUGGACAAAUCGCUUUCUGUCCCCCUUGAGCAACCUCAGACUGCUAGCCCCAAAAUCCACAGGUCUGUCCUGUCUCUCAGCCUCCGCUGUAGUUCCCACAGGUUAACAGCAGAUGGCGUAGACAGCACAGCUAAUGGCGAGCCAAUCAGCAGAGCCCUGCCGCAGGCGCUCCUGGAGGGAAAGCAGGACCUCCUAGGUCCACAAUUGGGCCAGCCUCAGGAAGGUCACUGGAAGGAGAGUCCAGCAUUGGUGCCAGUACAUUUGGGGAGUGGUACAUGCCCUCGGACUAGCUCCCCUCCUCUGGAAAAAGUCAAAUUUGCAGAUGUGAGAAGGAACCAGGUCCCAGUAAGAAAGGAGAAAGAGGAGCUUGCAACAUGUACCACUAGCAGCCAUGCUGACCGACUCUUCAUCCAUAUUCCCGGCUGGAGUUACCGGGCAGAAACAAAAGUAUUUUCUGGAAACAGCAAGGAGCAACAAGAAGAAGCACAAGGAACUCUUCCUCCUUCCCCAGUGGGACAGAAGCCCAUUAAACACUUCCCUUCUGAUGGAGACAGUUCACCAAGCAAUGAUGAGCAGUCUAGCGUCUUUUCUGAGUCCCAAGAGAGACAGCACCCAUACUUCCUGACACCCAGAGUCCCUUUGCCUGUGUUUCUUUGCCCUAUACAAGUCACAUGUGCCUCUCUGCAGGAAGAUGAUACUGCUCAGAUAGAGAAAGAGUUCCCCAAAGAUUACACCUGCUGCGACUUGGUUGUAAAACUAAAGGAAUGCAAGAAGCACGAGGACCUCCUUGCCACUCCUGAGCCCUCACCAGCAAUACCCUCUCCAACAGCCGCAGAGGAACCACGGAGCUCUGACCCGUUGGAAGGGAGUUCUGAGCCUCCGCAUCUCCUGGCAAGCUCCAUGACCUUGCAGGAAGCGCUGGAAGUCCGUAGACCUCAGUUCAUUUCUCGCUCACAAGAACGGCUGCAAAAACUUAAGCACAUGGUACAGCAAAGGAAAGCCCAACAAAAGGAAAACCUGGGGCAGAAGCAGAGCCUACUUCCUGUCCGUGCCCACAAGAAGCAGUUCACCGUUCCCCAUCCUCUUAGUGAUAACUUGUUCAAACCCAAAGAAAGGUGCAUUUCAGAGAAGGAGAUGCAUAUGAGGUCUAAAAGAAUCUAUAAUAACCUGCCGGAAGUUAAAAAGAAAAGAGAAGAGCAAAAGAAAAGAGUGAUCUUACAGAGUAACAGACUCCGAGCAGAAGUCUUCAAAAAGCAAUUACUGGACCAGCUCCUUCAGAGAAAUGCUGUCUGA